AAACCAAGUGAAACGUUAAACGCCUCUAAUUUCAUCCUUAAGAAAUUUGAAUGAAUUCAGAACCAAAUUCUUCUUCCUUCAUUCGUUAAAUCUUCUUGUCUUCAAUAAUAAUUCCUAAAACCAAACACGUUUCGCUGAUCGCAUUCUCCUGAGAAAUAUUUUAUUCCGAUCAGAAAUUCAAUUCAAUUCAAUCCAAUCCAAUCAUACCUGAAACUCCCAAUGGAUUCUAUUGAUAAUGUUGAUUGAUUUUAGGAAGGGAAAGGGGAUACGAGUUUUGAAUUUUGAUUGAUUACCACCGGUGAAGAUGAGUUCUCGUCAUGGAAGUUCAUCACGGAGAAGUAUGCCAUCGUCAUCUCCAUCCUCGACUUCAUCUCCCAGGAAGAAGAAACUCUUCACCAAAUCUCGUUCCACCGUGGGCGUAACAGGAGAACGUACAGUGAAGCGGUUGCACCUAUCGAGGGCUGUGACUGUACCUGAAACCACAACUAUUUAUGAAGCCUGCUGUCGGAUGGCUGCUAAAAGAGUUGACGCUGUUUUACUAAUCGACUCAAAUGCACAUCUUAGCGGUAUAUUGACAGACAAGGAUAUUGCAGCACGAGUUAUUGCUCACGAGAUUGAUUUUAUGAACACGCCUGCAUCAAAGGUAAUGACGAAGAACCCGAUUUACGUGCAGUCGGAUACUCUUGCUGUGGAAGCCCUGCAAAAGAUGGUGCAAGGACAAUUUAGACACUUGCCUGUGGUAGAGAACGGUGAGGUUAUUGCUUUACUUGAUAUAGCAAAGUGUAUACAUGAAGCAAUUGCGCGUAUGGAACGGACAGCUGAAAAGGGAAAUUCCAUAGCAGCUGCUGUUGAAGGUCCCAAUACGUUCAUCGAAACGCUUAGAGAGCGGAUGUUUAAGCCUACCUUGUCUACCAUUAUACCGGAGAAUUCAAAGAUUGUGACUGUUUCCCCAUUCGACACGGUUGUUAUGGCAACAAAAAAGAUGCUCGAGUUUCGUAGUAGCUCUGCCAUUGUAACAGUUGAUAACAAGCCACGAGGGAUUCUAACCUCAAAUGAUAUCUUAACAAGGGUGAUCGCACAAGAUCUUCCUGCUGAAUCAACCUUGGUAGAGAAGAUAUUGACUCCAAAUCCCGAAUGUGCCACUACCGAUACACCUAUCGUUGAUGCCCUGCAUACUAUGCAUGACGGAAAAUUUUUACAUCUUCCGGUUGUUGAUAGAGAUGGUUUUAUUGUUUCCAUUGUUGAUGUACUCCACAUCACCAAUGCUGCAAUAGCCACCGUGGGAAAUGCUACGGGUGGUAACAACGAGGGGGGGAGUUCAAUGAUGCAGGCGUUUUGGGACUCUGCAAUGGCGUUAAAUCCUAUAGAAGAUGAAGAUGAAACGAGAAGUGAGUGUUCCUUGAAACUGGCUUAUGAAAGUGGCGAAACCGGAAAAUCUCUUGCGAAUCCUUCAAACGAGAAUCCUAAUUCAUUUGCUUUCAAAAUUCAAGAUAAGAGGGGUCGUAUGCAUAGAUUUAUCAGUGAUUCUCAUAGUUUGGCGGAUCUUACAACGGCAAUAAUUCAGAGACUAGGGGGUGAGAUCAACCGCUACCACCUCCCACAAAUUCUGUAUGAAGACGAAGACCAGGAUAAAGUCGUAAUUUCAUCAGACAAUGAUCUUACUGCAGCUGUGGAACAUGCACGAUUAGCUGGUUGGAAGGUACUAAAGUUGCAUUUGGAUGAUUCUGGGACGAUUCAUAGUCAACAUGUGUCAAGAUCAUCGGCACGUGCUAUGGAGGUUCGUCAAGCCGAUGCAUGGGGUUCUGCAUACGGUGCUGCUGCAGCCGGAGCUGCCAUAGUAGCUGGAAUAGGCAUGCUAGUCUUCCUAAGACGGUCCGGUAAUUGAGAUUAGUUUUGGGUAAUCACUAAUGCUUUAAACUGUUGUGAAGAUUAUUAUGAUUUUUGAGAUGGGUCAAAAUGAAGUUGGUUGAAGGGACAAUUUAGUAAUUUUGUUUAUUGUCCAACUUUGUGGAUCAACAUGUAUAUAUAUACAAGAAAAAAAGAGUAAACAAAAAUUUAAAUUCUUUGAGGCUCUUUUUUACCA
This is a messenger RNA of Helianthus annuus (common sunflower), 2083 nucleotides long. Its product is annotated as CBS domain-containing protein CBSCBSPB1. The record is from RefSeq and is a predicted model, not a curated record. Lineage: Eukaryota; Viridiplantae; Streptophyta; Magnoliopsida; Asterales; Asteraceae. Bases 305 to 1885 code for a protein of 526 amino acids. Gene Ontology annotation, molecular function: protein binding. The transcript has 14 exons.